AUGUCGUCUCCAGCAUCGAAAUCUGUCCUCGUCACAGGGGCGACCGGAUUUGUCGCCUCACACCUCAUUCUUCAGCUUCUCUCCCGCAACUAUAAUGUUCGCGCAACAAUUCGCGACUCAUCAAAAGAAUCGGCUGUUCGCCAGGAUCUCAACGCUGCAGGAGCCAACAACAUCGCCAAACUCGCCUUCUUCGUGGCAGAUCUGACUAAAGACGAAGGCUGGGAAGCUGCUAUGGAUGGAUGCGACUAUGUUCAUCAUGUUGCGUCACCCUUUCCAAGUCAAGCGCCCAAGGAUGAAAAUGAGCUGUUGAUACCGGCGAAAGAGGGGACGCUCAGGGUUCUCCAGAUGGCGGCGCGUGCCAAUGUGAAGCGGGUGGUAUUUACCUCAUCCUUUGCAGCAAUUGGCUACGGAAAACAACACAAGGAUAGGUUUGAUGAAAGGGAUUGGUCAGACCCAGAAGGUCUUCCGGUCUACCACAAGAGCAAACUCUUUGCUGAACGUGCAGCUUGGGACUUUGUGAAUCAGCAGCAAGACUCGAGGCUCGAACUUGUCGUUCUCAACCCUGUGGGCAUUUUUGGCCCUGUGCUGGGCCAAAAAGUCUCUUCAAGCAUUGGUCUCAUCAAGACAAUGCUUGAGGGAGGAAUGGCGGCUUGUCCCCGCAUCUACUUCAACCUCGUGGACGUGCGCGAUCUGGCAGACAUAGUUGUCAUUGUUGGGCAUUGA
This is a messenger RNA of Fusarium falciforme, 723 nucleotides long. Its product is annotated as 3Beta-HSD domain-containing protein. The record is from RefSeq and is a predicted model, not a curated record. Lineage: Eukaryota; Fungi; Ascomycota; Sordariomycetes; Hypocreales; Nectriaceae. The coding region runs from base 1 to 723 and encodes 240 amino acids. The transcript has 2 exons. Gene Ontology annotation, molecular function: oxidoreductase activity, acting on the CH-OH group of donors, NAD or NADP as acceptor.